Messenger RNA from Lutra lutra (Eurasian river otter), 4186 nucleotides. RefSeq names its product semaphorin 3E (gene SEMA3E). Gene Ontology annotation, biological process: positive regulation of cell migration; neural crest cell migration; semaphorin-plexin signaling pathway. The coding region runs from base 622 to 2949 and encodes 775 amino acids. The transcript is spliced from 17 exons. Gene Ontology annotation, molecular function: chemorepellent activity; semaphorin receptor binding. Lineage: Eukaryota; Metazoa; Chordata; Mammalia; Carnivora; Mustelidae. The record is from RefSeq and is a predicted model, not a curated record.
CCCUGCCUGAACUUUCCCUGUAAACACAGCUCGCUGACAGAACGGCAUCCCUGCUGGGUGGAUCCUGCAACUCCUGGAGGGAAUGGCACUUCUUGUUUUUAAUUAGCAAGGUGAAAGGUGAAUUAAAACUAGCUGUUUGGCAAGUCAGUGCAAAGACUGACCGGAGAGUCAGAAGAGAAAAGAGCUCCACGGGGAAGGCAGUGCGUGUGCUCUGGGAUUGUUUUUUUUUUUUUUUUUUUUUUUUUUUUUCCCUUUUCUGAAUGAAGCGCUUGCCGAAGUGACUUAAAAAAAAAAGAAAUACAAUUUCCUCCUGAGUCUAUCCGAAUAGUUGCUGAAGAGAGCUCUGGACAGGACAUGGCUCUGAAGGCUCACUCCUUGGAAUGUCCUCUUGCUCCCGGCUUAUAAACAACUGUCCUCAGGGAAGAAAGGUUUUACAUAUUCCGAAUACAGCCUGACAAAUGGCACUUUGGGACUGUGCUUUCUGAUGACAACGCGUUCGAUUUCUGACAAAGCCUCCCACGCACUGCCCCUGGAGGGGAGUCCUAAGUAAAACUCAGACCCACCUUAAAGUGAGGAUCGGAAGGACGCCCGGUGAGCCCGGGGAGCGCGGAGCGCGGCAGCAUGGCAUCAGCUGCGAACCUUGUCACCUGGCUCCUGUGGGGUUACUUACUGGAGCUCUGGAUAGGAGGGCACACGGCUGAUACCACUCACCCCCGCUUACGUCUGUCACAUAAAGAACUCUUGGACCUAAAUCGAACAUCGAUCUUUCAUAGCCCUUUUGGGUUUCUUGAUCUCCAUGCAAUGCUGCUGGAUGAAUAUCAGGAGAGACUCUUUGUGGGAGGCAAGGAUCUUGUGUAUUCUCUCAGCCUGGAACAAAUAAGCAAUGGCUAUCGAGAGAUACACUGGCCUAGCACGGCACUAAAAAUAGAAGAAUGCAUAAUGAAAGGAAAAGAUGCGAGUGAAUGCGCAAAUUAUGUUCGGGUUUUGCAUCACUACAAUAGGACACACCUUCUGACCUGUGGUACUGGAGCUUUUGACCCACUUUGUGCCUUCAUCAGGGUUGGAUACCAUUUGGAAGAUCCCCUGUUUCAUCUGGAACCACACAGGUCUGAAAGAGGAAGGGGCAGAUGUCCUUUCGAUCCCAGCUCCUCCUUCAUCUCCACAUUAGUUGGUAGUGAAUUGUUUACUGGACUCUACAGUGAUUACUGGGGCAGAGAUGCUGCAGUCUUCCGGAGCAUGGGGCGACUGGCUCACAUUCGCACCGAGCAUGAUGAUGAGCGCCUGUUGAAAGAGCCAAAAUUUGUAGGUUCAUAUAUGAUUCCUGACAACGAAGAUCGAGAUGACAGCAAAGUGUAUUUCUUUUUUACCGAGAAGGCCCUGGAGGCAGAGAGCAACGCACACGCAAUUUACGCCAGAGUGGGGCGACUCUGUGUGAAUGAUGUAGGAGGACAGAGGAUACUGGUGAAUAAGUUCAGCACUUUCCUAAAAGCCAGACUGGUCUGCUCAGUACCAGGCAUGAAUGGAAUUGACACCUAUUUUGAUGAAUUAGAGGAUAUUUUCUUGCUGCACACCAGAGAUCAUAAGAACCCAGUAAUAUUUGGACUCUUUAACACUACCAGUAAUAUAUUUAAAGGGCAUGCAAUAUGUGUCUAUCAUAUGUCCAGCAUCAGGGCAGCCUUUAACGGACCGUACGCGCAUAAGGAAGGACCUGAAUACCACUGGUCACUCUAUGAAGGAAGAGUCCCUUAUCCAAGGCCUGGUUCUUGUGCCAGCAAAGUGAAUGGCGGGAGAUACGGAACCACCAAAGACUACCCCGAUGAUGCCAUUCGAUUUGCAAGAAGCCAUCCACUUAUGUACCAGCCCAUAAAACCUGCCCAUAAAAAACCAAUCCUGGUAAAAACAGAUGGAAGAUAUAACCUGAAACAAAUAGCAGUGGAUAGAGUGGAAGCCGAGGAUGGUCAAUACGAUGUCUUGUUCAUUGGGACAGAUAAUGGAAUUGUUCUGAAAGUAAUCACAAUUUAUAACCAAGAGACAGAGUCAAUGGAAGAAGUAAUUCUAGAAGAACUUCAGAUAUUCAAGGACCCAGUUCCUAUUAUUUCUAUGGAGAUUUCUUCAAAGAGACAACAGCUGUAUAUUGGAUCGGCUUCUGCUGUGGCCCAAGUCAGAUUCCAUCAGUGCGACAUGUACGGAAGUGCUUGUGCUGAUUGCUGCCUGGCUCGAGACCCUUACUGUGCCUGGGAUGGCAUAUCCUGUUCCCGGUAUUACCCGACAGGCACCCAUGCAAAGAGGCGGUUCCGCAGACAAGAUGUUCGGCACGGAAACGCCGCUCAGCAAUGCUUUGGACAGCAGUUCGUCGGGGAUGCUUUGGAUAAGACUGAAGAGCAACUGGCCUAUGGCAUAGAGAACAACAGCACGUUGCUGGAAUGUACCCCACGAUCUUUGCAAGCAAAAGUUAUCUGGUUUGUACAGAAAGGACGUGAUGGAAGGAAAGAGGAGGUGAAGACAGACGACAGAGUGGUUAAGAUGGACCUCGGUUUACUCUUCCUUAGGGUUCGCAAAAUGGAUGUUGGGACCUAUUUUUGCCAGACAGUAGAGCACGGUUUUGUCCAUACCGUCCGUAAAAUUACCCUGGAGGUAGUGGACGAGGAGAGAGUAGAGGAAAUGUUCCACAAAGACUAUGAAGAGGACGGGCCCCACAAGAUGCCCUGUCCAGUCCAGACCAGCAUCCCACACGGGGCAAAACCCUGGUAUAAGGAAUUCUUGCAGCUGAUUGGUUACAGCAACUUCCAGAGAGUGGAAGAAUACUGUGAAAAGGUCUGGUGCACAGAUAAGAAGAGGAAAAAGCUCAAAAUGUCGCCGUCCAAGUGGAAAUAUGCCAACCCACAGGAAAAGAAGCUGCGUCCCAAAGCCGAGCACUACCGCCUGCCCAGGCACACCCUGGACUCCUGAGGGGGCGAGACCUUCUAUUGGCUUCUGGAGAAUUUCUGUUUGGAACCGAAAAUAAACAGGACGACCAUGGCCACAAGGAAGAGAAACCAUUCAGCUUCUUUGUAUUGCUUAAAAGAGUUCUGUAACACAGAAAUGACUGUGAAGGUAUUAUGAUAAAUUAUUCUAUGUACUCAUUUGACUGGUUAAAAAUCUCAUAGAAUUAACUAAUUUUUCGGAACAAAUGUAUUCCUCAGUGGCUUCCCACUAUAUUUACCAAAAAAGUGACCCUAGCUGUAGUUUUGAGUACUUGGCUGCUUUUCCUUGACAAUUAUUAUUUUACCCUUGGAAGACUUAGGAUUACUGGAAUAUUGGUGAAAAAUCAUAAGCAUGAAAAAAAUGAAAUAUAUAUUUUAAUCUUUCUGAAUUCUAUCUUUCCUCCCCGAUGUAAAAUAUACAGAAUAUCCAGUACUUUAACAUUCUCAUAUGAGCUGUCUGUACUUUUUAAGAAUUCUCGUGUUAGUAUCUAAGCUAUGUAUCGUAUGAAGCAGUUGUGUUGUAAUUAUCGUAAACCAUGAAAGAAAAAUUGUGGUCACCUUGAGGUUCGUGCCCUUCAUAAAACAAUUCAUUCAGUCCCAUUUACGAUAGUUAUGUUUCACGAUGAAAACACGUCCUUUCAAUUUCACUCCACUGCACAAAGAAUGAAGUUAAGGUAACUUCCGAAAAAGAUAUAUAUUAAAAAAAAAAAAAAAAAUGCCAAAAAAGUUGAAGUUUCAGUUAGAAGUCUAACUGAAAAGUUUUUGCUGCCCUCUUGUGGUAGAAAAAUAUAUUCUCUCUUUUUUCUCUUUUUAGAGAUUGUCUAGUAAAGAUUUAAAAGCAGUUUCUGUUAAUCCAUCUUGUCCAUUUUCAAGGAAAAAAAACUUAAAUAAAAAUGUCUUAAUAUUUAUGUCAUUCUCUAAGAUGAGAUAAUGUGUUUAUGAAUAAUUUAUUACCUCACAAGCCAAAAAUGAAGAUAUUAACAGCACCGAAGCUCUAUUAAAACUUAAAUUUUAUUCUUUCUAAAUAAUCUUCCCUGAAAUAUAAAAGGUACUCCAGAAACAUAAGUUUGUUAUUUUAAAAAUGUUGAAGCAGAUUGCUAUCAGAUAUCAAAUUUCCCUAUUUUAAUGUUAACAAAUAAGAAAAUUGUUUCACGAGUUCACUUAACUCCCAAGAUGUCUAAAAUGCUUUUUGCUUCAUAAAUAGUAUCAAAAGUUUUUAUUUU